Molecule: messenger RNA, 1701 nt
Organism: Phycodurus eques (leafy seadragon)
Lineage: Eukaryota; Metazoa; Chordata; Actinopteri; Syngnathiformes; Syngnathidae
Gene: arf3a
Product: ADP-ribosylation factor 3a
Exons: 5
Coding region: 92-637 (181 amino acids)
Biological process (GO): vesicle-mediated transport; intracellular protein transport
Cellular component (GO): plasma membrane; cytoplasm
Molecular function (GO): GTPase activity; GTP binding
Source: RefSeq, a predicted model, not a curated record
GACCUCCGACAAGCCUGACUCUCGCCUGCGUCCAGCUGGCAGCCUCCCGUUGACGGUUCUGUUGCAGUUGAGGAGUGAGCCGGCGGUCGUCAUGGGCAACAUCUUUGGAAACCUGUUGAAGAGCCUGAUAGGGAAAAAGGAGAUGAGGAUCCUCAUGGUGGGGCUGGAUGCCGCUGGGAAAACCACCAUCCUUUAUAAGCUGAAGCUCGGCGAGAUCGUCACCACCAUUCCCACAAUCGGCUUCAACGUUGAGACAGUGGAGUACAAGAACAUCAGCUUCACUGUGUGGGACGUUGGCGGCCAGGACAAGAUUCGUCCCUUGUGGAGGCACUACUUCCAAAACACUCAGGGCUUAAUCUUUGUGGUGGACAGCAACGACCGUGAGCGUGUGAAUGAAGCUCGAGAGGAACUCAUGAGGAUGCUGGCUGAGGACGAGCUGCGGGAUGCUGUUCUUCUUGUCUUCGCAAACAAGCAGGACCUUCCCAACGCCAUGAAUGCAGCGGAGAUCACAGACAAGCUGGGUUUGCACUCCCUGCGCCACCGCAACUGGUACAUUCAGGCCACCUGCGCCACCAGCGGCGACGGCCUCUAUGAGGGCCUGGACUGGCUGGCCAAUCAGCUGAAGAACAAAAAGUGAAGGGCGUGGUCUGGAGAGCGGGGAAGUGCCGGCUCCAGGUAGUACUUCUUUUGGAUGCAUUGAGUUUACAUGGAGAGGCAGUGCUGAGAAGCUCCUUCCCGAUACCCCCCAAAAACGUCACUCUUGUUCUUUUACUUGAUUACUUAUUUGUUUGGAUCUCCAGUGAGAGUUGUUAAUCAUGUGCAAACCAAUAUGCCCUAAAUCUUUUGCUUUUUACACACUGUAUACAUAAUUGGGAUGUACAAUGUGAAUUAUAUACAAUAUUAAUGAAAUUACACAUAUUUUCCCUCCUUUAUGAUUUUGUUAUGGUAUUAACUUGUGCUGGAGGAGUGAUGUAACCUAAAUGUAUUUGAUGUAAAUGAUAAGAAAUGUGACAUUACCAUUGUGGGACUAGCCAAAUUGUUAAAAACACUAUGGUCAUAUAUUCAUCCUUAUUUGUCCAAAACCAAUGCGGUGCAUCAGAGUUAAGUGCAUAUUUUACAUUAUCUAGUUUUAAAUAUCUAUUCUGAUGCAUUUAUUUCACCUCAUAACACACUGGAUAAUUUUAAAGAGGUAAAAUUUCAUCAGUGUUUAUUUAUUCUGAAGCAGAUUUGUUGACGUGUUGUUGUAUAAUACAGUAUAUCACGUAUUUGCUAAUGGAAGCAGUGAAAGAAGAAGACCUCAAACGAAUAUAGUAUAUUACUGCUUCCCAUGCUGCAUGUGAAUAUGGACAAUAUAAGCUCGUGGGUUUACGAGAGCCAUAACUCGCUGCCGACUGAUGUAAAUAAAGACGUGCUUGGUCCACUUCCCGUGCUUGAUAAGGGUUCUAUUAAUGUGUUUGGUGUCGGUGAGGUGUGGUCGCUGUACUGAUGCAGGAGCCAGCGCCCGGCAUCUCAGACUACAUGCUGCUGUUUGCUGGCGUAGCCACCAAUGGACAUUGUUUACUUUUCAGCGCCGUUGUAAAAGCAGCUGCGUUAUAGCUGUCAAAGCAUUGAUCCCUAAUUGGCCUAACAAUAUGUGUUUCUUUUGUAUGACUUGCGAAACCAUUUAGCAGCAAAAAUAAAAUAAAAAUCACACUAUUAUAA